UUCCCAAGCCAAAAUCAGUCCCCUCUUUUUUCUCCCGAAAGAUAAAAAUUCAUCUCUUUCAUCAGAAUUAGGGUUUCGCUCCCCGCUCCGAGAUCUCUAGGGUUUUUUCCAAGUCCUCGCUUCGAAUCAUGAUUCUCGACACCAGCGGCCUCGAAUCGCCCUCCCUCCGCCCUUCCGUAUUCGACGAUCUCAGCUCCGAUCUCUCCGCUCCUCCAUCCUUCGAUCUCCCCGUUUGUGCUGACUUCGAUGGGUUCCAGAAGAAAGCGGUUCAAAUGGUGAAGCCGGCGAAAGGAACGACGACGCUGGCGUUUAUUUUCAAGGAGGGAGUCAUCGUGGCUGCUGAUUCUAGGGCUAGCAUGGGGGGAUACAUCUCUUCUCAGUCCGUAAAGAAAAUCAUUGAGAUAAAUCCUUACAUGAUUGGCACGAUGGCUGGAGGUGCUGCAGAUUGUCAAUUCUGGCACAGAAAUCUUGGUAUCAAGUGCCGACUACAUGAAUUGGCCAACAAACGGAGGAUUUCAGUUACUGGUGCUUCAAAACUUUUGGCUAAUAUUCUUUAUUCAUAUCGUGGAAUGGGCCUUUCAGUAGGGACUAUGAUUGCAGGAUGGGAUGAAACGGGUCCUGGAUUAUACUACGUGGACAGUGAAGGAGGAAGGCUUAAAGGGAACAGAUUUUCUGUGGGAUCAGGGUCACCGUAUGCUUAUGGAGUGCUGGAUAAGGGGUAUCGGUAUGACAUGUCAGUUAAGGAAGCCCAAGAGUUGGCUCGCAGAGCUAUUUAUCAUGCAACAUUUAGAGAUGGAGCUAGUGGUGGAGUUGUCAGCGUCUACCAUGUCAGCUCUAAAGGCUGGGAAAAGCUAUCUGGGGACGAUGUGGGCGAGCUGCACUAUCAGUAUUAUCCUGUUGUUCCAACCCCUGUGGAGCACGAAAUGACUGAUGCUCCUGCAGCUUGAGAGGCUCUCUUCGAUAAUUACAGUUUCGGGAGAUUUUAUGCAACUCAAGAUCUCUAGUCAUCUUUCUGUUGAAUUCUGCCGCUGUUUCCAUCUGUUCAGGCUAAAACUUUGUAUCUGUCAUCAGAUUUGAAAGUGUUUUCUAACGUUUGAAUGACAUAUUAUGUCCUUUGCUUUUGUUUUAGCAAUAGAGUUGCCGGGUUACUAAGCUAGAAGCAAAUGUUAUGGAUCUGGUUUACGCGUCU
This is a messenger RNA of Asparagus officinalis (garden asparagus), 1189 nucleotides long. Its product is annotated as proteasome subunit beta type-5-like. Gene Ontology annotation, molecular function: threonine-type endopeptidase activity. NCBI's taxonomy places the organism in Eukaryota, Viridiplantae, Streptophyta, Magnoliopsida, Asparagales, Asparagaceae. The transcript is spliced from 7 exons. The record is from RefSeq and is a predicted model, not a curated record. Gene Ontology annotation, cellular component: proteasome core complex. Bases 129 to 947 code for a protein of 272 amino acids.